Meyerozyma guilliermondii ATCC 6260 is the source of this 969-nucleotide messenger RNA. RefSeq names its product putative hydrolase. The record is from RefSeq and is a predicted model, not a curated record. NCBI's taxonomy places the organism in Eukaryota, Fungi, Ascomycota, Pichiomycetes, Serinales, Debaryomycetaceae. Gene Ontology annotation, cellular component: mitochondrion. The transcript has a single exon. The coding region runs from base 1 to 969 and encodes 322 amino acids.
AUGCUUUUUCGGGCCCAACGACGUAUUUUCACCCGGGAGAAUGUUAUACUCGCACGCUGGGUCCACUCUAAAGUCACUGCGAAGACCAUUGAUUUGGCACAUCCCCUCCAAUUGAACAGUGUCAAGCCACUACCUCAUCGCGAUACUGUUCCUCUUGUGUGGCACGAGUUCAAGCACUCGAAGAAGUUUGAGUAUAAGUUCAGUAAACCUAUAGUAUUAUUGCAUGGGCUCUUUGGAUCGCUGUCAAAUUAUAGGUCUGUGGGAAGAAGACUCAGUCAUUUAACCAGCCGACCAAUUUAUGGUAUUGAUCUUCGCAACCACGGAGAUUCUCCACAUGCCCAGCCAUUUGAUUACGAGACCCUCGCCAAUGAUGUAGUGAAGUUGAUGAAACAAGAAAAUUGGACUGGGGCCACUUUGAUUGGCCAUUCAAUGGGUGCGAAAACGGCCAUGAUUGUUGCACUAAAACUGCCCGAAUUGGUUUCACAACUUAUUGUGGUGGACAAUGCUCCUGUGGCUGCUCAGCUUGACCCACAGUUCCAUAAUGAUCUAAUAGGGUUAGCUCACGUCCAGCACUCAAAAUUUGAGCCAAAUACUCCACUGUCGCAGAUGCUUUCAAAGGCUCGCACAAUUAUAGGUCCGUACGAACCUGACCAUCUUGUCCAGACAUUCUUACUUAGCAACUUAAGAGCAUCAGCCACCGGCUCCAACCUUCGCAUACCAGCGUUGGAGAUGCUCAAGUAUGAUAUUAUAAGAGAUAUGGGCUCCUGGCCAAAUAUUCAUGCUACCUAUCCUGGCCCUACGUUUAUUAUGCACGCUAAAUAUUCGCCAUUUGUGACAGAGGCGAAUUUGCAAGUUGAUUUCCCGCAAUACUUUUCCAAUUUCAAGCUGAAACAAUAUGACUGUGGCCAUUGGAUUGUGAGCGAACGUCCGGAAGAGUUCGUUAAAGAUGUGAUUCAGUGCAUUUCUUAG